This is a messenger RNA of Cucurbita maxima (winter squash), 2548 nucleotides long. RefSeq names its product cationic amino acid transporter 2, vacuolar-like. The transcript is spliced from 15 exons. Gene Ontology annotation, cellular component: membrane. Gene Ontology annotation, biological process: transmembrane transport; amino acid transport. The coding region runs from base 228 to 2285 and encodes 685 amino acids. Gene Ontology annotation, molecular function: amino acid transmembrane transporter activity. Lineage: Eukaryota; Viridiplantae; Streptophyta; Magnoliopsida; Cucurbitales; Cucurbitaceae. The record is from RefSeq and is a predicted model, not a curated record.
UUCAAUUCGUUCAUUUUUUUUGUUUCUUUUAUAUGACUCAAAAACAGAGCAAUUGAAUUCAUUUCCUUCGAGCUGCAGCCACACAAGGAGAAGAGCAACAAAGAACGGAAGAGAGGAGCGUUUUUCUUUUAUCCUCUCUUUUGGAAUCUGCCCGCUCACCAUUUUAAUCCAAGAAGGAUCAAUUCGAUCGAUAAAUUCUUGUUGGGUUUCAUUUUCCCUGUUUUGGAAUGCGGUUUGUGGAUCAUUAUUGUAAUCCUAACCUUCUGUUGAAGAACAAGACGAACAACAAGAACAACAAAAAGGGGAAAAUCGAGAGAAAACAGGGGAUUUUCUUGAUGGGUUUCUUGGUUGAUUUUAGAGAGGGUAGUGGAAGGGAUGGACUGAGUUCAAGGAUUGGUUUCAAAGCGUUGAUAAGGAGGAAACAGGUUGAUUCUGCUCACUCAUCAUCAUCUUCUUCAUCAUCAUCAAGGCAACAUCAGUUAGCCAGAGAGCUAUCGAUUUCUCAUCUUAUUUCAAUAGGAGUUGGUGCUACUAUUGGGGCUGGAGUGUAUAUUCUUGUUGGAACUGUUGCUAGAGAGCAUUCAGGACCAUCCCUUGCUAUCUCCUUCCUUAUUGCUGGAAUAGCUGCAGCGCUUUCUGCAUUUUGCUAUGCGGAGCUUUCAAGUCGUUGCCCAUCUGCUGGAAGUGCUUAUCACUAUGCAUACAUAUGUGUUGGAGAAGGUGUUGCUUGGUUGGUUGGUUGGGCUUUGAUUCUGGAAUAUACACUUGGUGGCUCAGCUGUUGCACGUGGAAUAUCUCCAAAUUUGGCCUUAAUGUUCGGUGGCAACGAUCGGUUGCCUUCGUUUCUAGCUCGACAAACUCUACCUGGACUUGAUAUUGUUGUUGAUCCAUGUGCAGCAAUUUUAGUUUUGAUUGUCACUGCACUUUUAUGCAAGGGGAUCAAGGAGAGUAUUGCAGCACAAGCCAUUGUGACAGCAGCAAAUAUAUGUGCAAUGAUGUUUGUCAUUGUAGCUGGCUCUUAUCUCGGUUUCAAGACAGGAUGGGUUGGCUAUAGACUUCCUACAGGGUAUUUCCCCUAUGGAGUAGAUGGGAUGCUUGCUGGGUCUGCUACCGUUUUCUUCGCUUAUAUUGGUUUCGAUGCUGUGGCGAGUACUGCUGAAGAGGUGAAAAAUCCUCAACGAGAUUUGCCAGUGGGGAUAGCCUCUUCAUUAUCUCUUUGCUGUGCACUAUAUAUGUUGGUCUCGAUUGUCAUUGUUGGUCUGGUGCCUUAUUAUGAGAUGGAUCCUGACACCCCCAUCUCCUCUGCCUUUGCUCAGAAUGGGAUGCAAUGGGCAGCUUAUGUGGUGAGUGCUGGAGCUGUUACUGCGCUGUGCUCAACAUUGCUGGGUUCUAUUCUCCCUCAGCCACGAAUCUUGAUGGCAAUGGCAAGAGAUGGGUUGCUGCCCUCUUUUUUCUCGGAUGUUAGUAAAAAUACUCAAGUUCCUGUUAAGAGCACCAUAGCAAGUGGUGUUGGUGCUGCAAUCUUGGCCUUUUUCAUGGAUGUUUCAGAAUUAGCAGGGAUGGUCAGUGUUGGUACCCUUCUUGCAUUUACCACAGUGGCUGUAUCAGUGUUGAUUCUCAGAUACAUUCCACCCAAUGAGGUGCCAUUGCCAUUAUCUCUUCAAGAGCCAUUUAAUCCACUGUCCCUACCAUGUCAUAUGAGUGCUGAUGAUAUUCAUGAGAAAAAUUCGGAGAUCAAUUCUACAAAGGACAGUGCUAAACCCUUGCUUGAUAAAGUGGAUUCAUCAAUUGACAUCCCCACAAUUGGCAGCUAUCUCACUCGAUAUGGCUGCAUUCUAAAUGAGAAGAGACGACGGAAAAUUGCCGGAUGGUCCAUCUCGUCAACAUGCGUUGGGGCACUAAUCCUAACGUAUGCGGCUUCAAAUUUGAGCCUUCCAAGCUAUGUGCGGUAUUCAGUUUGCGGAAUAGGCGUUAUGCUUCUUUUAUCUGCUUUGGUUGUGCUUUCGUGCAUAGACCAAGAUGAUGCAAGGCACAACUUUGGGCACGCAGGAGGUUUCACCUGUCCGUUUGUUCCUCUACUGCCAAUUGUGUGUAUCCUCAUCAACAUGUACUUGCUCAUCAAUCUCGGAGUCAAUACAUGGGCUCGGGUGUCAGUAUGGCUAGCAAUUGGAGUGAUCGUUUACGCAGUCUACGGUCGAACCCACAGCUGUCUACACGAUGUAAUCUACGUACCAGCGGGGCAUGCCGAGAAAGUAAACAAGUACUCAAGGGAGGUGCUGGCUUGAUGGAUGAGGUUUGGUUGGAAGCCAUCAAGAGAGAAUUCAUUUAUAAGGGAUCUAUUGAUGAUUUGGUUAGGAUAUUGUUGUUUUCAUCCAUGGAGACUAAGUUGUCUCCUUGUAUUAUAGGGUUGGUUAUAGAAUUUCCUUAGCUUGUUUUAUUGUUGGGAGGAGGUUCAAACAAAUAAUGUAAAUAUGAACAACAUUUCAUUGUUCUUCCUAUAGAUAUAGUUGUAAAUAAUAUCGGAUAUCUAUUCCAAAUUUAUAUUUCA